AUCAGGCGGAAAUUCUGUGCUGGAGAAGCUUUAUUAUUUAGAUUCUGAAGAAUUCUAUAUGCUGGCAGUUCCUCCCAAGGGAUGAAUUCAAAGACUUAUUUAAUAAACAUUAUUUUAUCAAAAUUUUGUAUGUGCAAAGCGCAAACUAAGAAACUAAGAAUUUUUUGGGCAUAAGCGAAGAAUAUAUUUUAUUGUCAUGUGAAUUUCCAGUUGUCACAACACGUAUGACUGAUUAUAUGUUGAAAUCUCACUUAUCUCAUGAGAUCAAUUUCUAAAAGUCGUUUCACAAGUUUAUCCAAGUUUAUCAUGUAUCAAUAUAUAAACUAUUCACGAUAUUAAUUAUAAAUAAUUCAAUAAAGAAAUGUUGCGUUCAACAUUAUCAUUACCGGUAUCAUCACAAGUUUUAACAAGAAAAAUUUUACUAAUUCGAAAUAUAUUACCUAUUAAUUUACAUAGAGAUAAAAAAAAAUUAGAAUUACGAGCACACUAUGCAUCAAGUACAAAUGCACAAAUAUCUAAUCUUCAAAAAAGUAUACUUGCAGUAUCAUCAGCAUUUACAGCAUUCUUUGAUCCAAAAAGAGGAGAUAUGAUAGCGACAUUAGGAGAGACAACGGGAUCAAUAUUUGUCAAUGAAAUGAGAGAUAAUAUGUUACGAGACAAAACAGGGCGGAGAAUUCUUCGAGAACGUCCACGAAUUCAUUCAAGUACAAUAGAUAUUCCAUAUUUACGUUCAUUACCAUUAGGAACAUUUGGUAAAGAAUACACAAAUUUUUUGGAUGAACAAAAAGUAACGCCAGAUACAAGAGUCAAAGUACAGUAUAUUUAUGAUGAUGAAUUAGCUUAUGUCAUGCAAAGAUAUAGGGAAUGCCAUGAUUUUUUUCAUACUUUAACUAAUUUACCUACAAAUGUUGAAGGUGAAUUGGCAUUAAAAUGGUUUGAGUUAGUUCAAACUGGAUUGCCUAUGACUUUAUUGAGUUCUAUUUUUGGGCCUAUAAGACUUUCUUUUAAGGAAAAAGAAAGAUUAUUUAAAAAAUAUGUCCCUUGGGCUUUACAAUGUGGAUCUCAAUGUAAAUUUUUAUUGAAUGUUUAUUACGAAGAAUGUUGGGAUAAAAAUAUUGAAGAAAUGAGAAAAGAGUUAGGAAUUUAUCUUGUAGAUUAGAAGAACUUUGUAAUUUUAUUAAUUUAA
Molecule: messenger RNA, 1186 nt
Organism: Rhizophagus irregularis DAOM 181602=DAOM 197198
Lineage: Eukaryota; Fungi; Glomeromycota; Glomeromycetes; Glomerales; Glomeraceae
Biological process (GO): ubiquinone biosynthetic process
Cellular component (GO): mitochondrial inner membrane; mitochondrion
Source: RefSeq, a predicted model, not a curated record